AUGCCCGUGAAGAACAGAUACAACCUGGUAGAUGAGGGUUGCGAUUCACGGCUCCCGCUGCACAGCGAAGAAGCCUUUCAGCACGGGAUCCAAUUCCAGGCCAAGUACAUUGGGAGUUUGGAUGUGCCCAGACCCAACAGUCGCAUGGAGAUUGUGGCCACCAUGAGAAGGAUCCGGUGUGAAUUCAAAGCAAAAAACAUUAAGAAAAAGAAAGUCAGCAUCGUGGUGUCUGUUGAUGGUGUGAAGGUCAUUCUCAGGAAGAUGCAGAAGAGGAAGGAGUGGGCCUGGGAAGAAAGCAGAACACUGGUGAUGCAUGACCCUGUUUACAGAAUCUUCUAUGUGUCCCAUGAUUCUCAAGACCUGAAGAUAUUCAGCUACAUUGCCAGGGAUGGGAACAACAACUCCUUCCGGUGCAACGUAUUUAAGUCUAAGAAGAAGAGCCAGGCCAUUCGAGCAGUGAGGACAGUGGGCCAGGCCUUUGAAGUUUGCCACAAGCUAAGCCUACAACACCCUCUACCCAGUGCUGAUACAGCCAACCGCCAGCCCACAGAGAAGAGGCCUCAAGCAGCAUAUCACCUAGAAGGAAGGAAACUAAGAGAGGAGGACGGGGCCGACGGGGACUCUGAUAGAGCUGUUCGGAGGGAGCAGACCAGCCAUGUAAAACUGGAAAAGGAAAGACCCAGAGAGUUAUGCCGCUGUGUCCAGGACAUUGGAGCUGGCUCUGCCCACCCUGCAACUGCUCAGCCAUGGUCACCCUCUAGAAACCUAGAAUCCUCCCCCAAGGCAUCAGCCAUGCCAGUAACACCGAUGUUGACUCCACAUUGCACACAGCUCCUCCACCACCAGCUUCUCCAGCAAUGGCAGCAGGCUCAAGUAGCCACUGCCCAGGUACAGCUUCUCACAGACCAACUGGCUGCAGAGACAGCUGCCAGAGUGGAGGCCCAGGCCAGGAUCCAUCAGUUACUGCUGACCAAUCGGGACUUGCUCCAGCACAUGGCACUGCUGGGUCGGCAGCUGAGAGAGCUAGAGGAAAGAGCUUGGGGCCGGCCUAAUGGUGGCCAUUCUCUGCAGAGCUUCAGCCUUAGCUUGGACCGGGCCUCCACCCUGGGUCCCAGGGCCCACAGGAGCCAGGACACUGUGGGAAAGGUUAGCCUGACUUUGAGAAGUAGGCAUCUGCCUGGGCUCAGCCAGAGAGAGGAAGACUCCAAGGAGACUGAACAGGGAGGGAGUCCCUCCAGUAUCACAACCAAUAAGGAUAGGCUGCUGACAUCACCAUCCAUUCCGAAGCUUCACCCUCCACCCCCCACACUCAAGAAGAGGUUGACCAAGACUUCCCUCAGUCUGGACUCAGAGCCUGACCCGGGACAACCAUCCUCCUUUGGAACUCCAGACUCAGUGAGCAAUGACACCUUGGAGGAGGCCAAAGCUGGGGCCACUCAGUUGCACCUCUCACCCACAAUCUUCCCAUCUGGGGUCAAUGACACGAUCUUGCACAUCAGCUUCUCUGAUGAGGAUGAGGAGGAUCCAGCCAUUGAGGCUCACGUUCCUGCAUAAACCCACCCCCUGGCUCUCUCCUCCCUCCCUUUCUUUCCCUUCUUCUGGA
Messenger RNA from Vombatus ursinus (common wombat), 1603 nucleotides. Its product is annotated as carboxyl-terminal PDZ ligand of neuronal nitric oxide synthase protein-like. Bases 1 to 1554 code for a protein of 517 amino acids. Gene Ontology annotation, molecular function: nitric-oxide synthase binding. The record is from RefSeq and is a predicted model, not a curated record. NCBI's taxonomy places the organism in Eukaryota, Metazoa, Chordata, Mammalia, Diprotodontia, Vombatidae. The transcript has 11 exons.